This is a messenger RNA of Mobula hypostoma (lesser devil ray), 1318 nucleotides long. Its product is annotated as carboxypeptidase A1-like. Lineage: Eukaryota; Metazoa; Chordata; Chondrichthyes; Myliobatiformes; Myliobatidae. The record is from RefSeq and is a predicted model, not a curated record. Gene Ontology annotation, biological process: proteolysis. The transcript has 11 exons. Gene Ontology annotation, molecular function: metallocarboxypeptidase activity; zinc ion binding. The coding region runs from base 1 to 1260 and encodes 419 amino acids.
AUGAGAGCCCUAGUGGUCCUCAGUGCCUUUCUCCUGGUGGUCUAUGGCAAGGAGACGUUCGUUGGUGACCAGGUCUUACGAAUCACCUUCACCAAUGAGGCACAGCUCCACCUGGUGAGGUCCCUUCAGGACGAGGUACACUUGAAUGUUGAAAUAUGGAAAGAAUCGAAUAACCCUUUGCUGCCGAUUGACAUCCACGUACCAAGUGAACACAGCCAAUCUGUGAAAGCGCUCCUAGAAUUCAAUGGCAUACAGUACUCGAUCUUGACAGAGGAUCUUCAGGCACUGGUGGACGAGGAGCAGAAAGAAAUGUUGUUGUCCCGGAACAAGGAGCGCAACACCAGCUCUUUCAACUACGCUGCCUAUCACACAUUGGAGGAGAUCUAUGAUUGGAUGGACAAGCUUGUGGCUUCAAACUCAGGCCUGGUCAGCAAAAUACAGAUUGGUACCACCUUUGAAAACCGGCCGAUUUAUGUCCUCAGGUUCAGCACUGGUGGGACUAACCGACCAGCUAUUUGGGUGAAUUGUGGAAUCCAUGCCCGCGAGUGGAUUUCUCCAGCUACCGGCCUCUGGUUUGCCAAUAAGGUUGCCAAUGAUUAUGGCAGUGAUGCCUCUUUGACUUCUCUCCUCAACACAAUGGACCUCUACCUGGAGCUUGUUACAAACCCUGAUGGUUUCCAUUUUACCCACACUAAUAACCGUUUGUGGCGUAAAACUAGGUCAAGGUAUUCUGGGAAUACUUGUAUUGGAGUUGACCCAAACAGGAAUUUUGAUGCCAAUUUUGGAGGAUCUGGAGCCAGUGGAUUUCCUUGCUCAUCCACGUAUUAUGGGCCAUUUGUCAAUUCUGAAAAGGAAGUCAAAGCCAUUGUUGACUUUGUCAAAAACCAUGGAAAUUUCAAAGUCUUCAUUGAUGUUCAUAGCUAUUCCCAGCUUUUACUAUUGCCUUAUGGUUACACCACAGUGAAACCAAAGGACCACGACGAGCUGAUGGCUCUUAGCAAGAUAUCCACAAAUUCUUUGGCAUCACUGUAUGGCACCCAGUAUAGAUAUGGACCCACUAUCACAACAAUCUAUCAAACCAGUGGUUCCUCCAUUGACUGGGCCUAUGAUUAUGGUAUCAAGUACGCUUUCUGCUUUGAGUUGCGUGACACUGGUCGUCAUGGUUUCCUUUUACCAGCCAAUCAGAUUCUUCCAACAGCUGAAGAAACCUAUCUGGCAUUGAUGGACAUUUUCAAAUAUGCCAGUCAACAUCCCUAUUAAAUACAAAUAUUGCAACACCAAGGCUCUCAUGCAUCAAAAUUAAUUUUGUCCUACUGAA